Messenger RNA from Rotaria sp. Silwood1, 696 nucleotides. Lineage: Eukaryota; Metazoa; Rotifera; Eurotatoria; Philodinida; Philodinidae. The record is from the annotation of a GenBank genome assembly.
AUGAAUCUUACAGGCGGAUCCGAUGAGAUAGGAAAUUAUCGUCUAGAACUAGCAGCUCAAAAUAAAUUCGAUGAACCAAAAAUGAAGGAUGUCAACAUCACAUACACUUGUCACAAUUCAUUUGACUGUGCAAAAAUAUAUUAUCUAUUAACCAUACAAACAUUAAUUCAAAAUGAACCGAUACUAGACAAAAUCGAAGCCGAAAUAUUCGAUCCGACGGUCGUCAAUAUUCAACAAUGUUCUGAUGAUCAGGAUCAACCCAUAACUUGUCAAAAUGGUUAUGGAUGUCAUGGAUAUGAAAUAAUCGAGAAUGGCCAGAUUGACUUCGAAGGAGAAUGUAGAAAUGAUAGUACGGUGACGAUCUUUCCUCGUCAAUAUUUUCGUAUCACACUUGUACAAGGUGAUCCACCACUUUCAUCUGACUGGAAUCAUUUUGGUUUUACUUGCAAUAAACAAAAUUUGUGUAAUACCCGACAACAAAUCAAGAAAAUGGUGAAAAUAGCCAAUGAUUUCUAUCCAUGGGAACUUAUUCCACCAAAUUCAAGCACAAACGAUGUUGUUAUUCGUAUCGAUAUUGUACUUGGAGAGAAUACAAAGAAUGUUGCACCACAAAUCACAACAUCUGAAGAAAAUCUCGGUGUAGUAGUUGCAGUUCUUCGUUCAUAUAAUCGUGACAAGUCAUUCUUACUUAAUUAA